Saprolegnia diclina VS20 is the source of this 1089-nucleotide messenger RNA. RefSeq lists its product as hypothetical. The record is from RefSeq and is a predicted model, not a curated record. Bases 14 to 1012 code for a protein of 332 amino acids. The transcript has a single exon. Gene Ontology annotation, molecular function: lipase activity. Gene Ontology annotation, biological process: lipid storage. Lineage: Eukaryota; Oomycota; Saprolegniomycetes; Saprolegniales; Saprolegniaceae. Gene Ontology annotation, cellular component: lipid droplet.
GGCGAUUACGAAGAUGUUUGGCCUGGAAGCAUUGGCGUCGGUCGACGUCGGUCCUUCCUUCGCAGUCGGGCUCGUCGUUGCCCUCACCUCGAUGGCGCUGCUCCUGCGCAAGUGGCUCUACCAGGCGCGGCCGCUUACAACCGUCGCGGGCGACCGCAUCGUGUCGCUGGCCAACGACCGGCUUAUGCACACGAUCGUCGUGCCCGCGGUAGCGCCGACAAACACACUCGUGCUUAUCGUGCCCGGCAACCCCGGUGUACCCGGCUUCUACGAGCCCAUGAUGCGCCACCUGCACGCCCUCGGACAUGGCUCGUUCGAGGUCGUCGGCCUCUCGCAUACGGGCCACUCGAUGCCGUGGCUGCACCGGGACGGGACCUUUGACCUCUCGACGCAGAUCGCCGACAAGAUCGCGUACAUCGACGCGCGGCUCAAGGCGAAUCCGCUCCUCGAGCUCGUCCUCGUCGGCCACUCGAUCGGCGCGCACAUUGCGCUUGGCAUGUUCUCGCACUGCCCCCAUCGCGUCUCCAAGGUGGUCUUGCUGCAGCCGGCGGUGAUGCACAUUGCGCAGUCGGCGAGUGGCCAGCGCCUCGGGCCCUUCUUUCGCCUCUUCUACCCCAUCUCGCUGCUCGUGUGGCCCUUUGAGUGGCUUCCGUCGUCGCUUGUCAAGGCGGCCUUGCCCUUCUUCGUCGGGCAAAACACCGUGUUGCAGUCGGCCGCCCACUCGCUGCUCAACCACCACGUCAUCCGCAACAUCCUCAACAUGGCGCGCCACGAGAUGGCCGAGCUCAAGGAUAUUGAUCACGAGCUCAUGGGCGCGUACCAAGACAAGGUGCGCCUCGUCUUCUCCGAGGUCGACAACUGGGUCCCGACGGCGCAUGCGACGCACUUGACGCAGACAUACCCCGAGGUCGUCGCGACCACCGUCGACCUCCCGCACGCCUUCAUGACGGACGCCCGCGGCUCCAACGCCAUGGCCGAAGUCAUCUAUCGCUGGAUGCACGGCAGCAAGUAGAUGAUAGAGUUAAUCGCAUCUUGAGAAUGGAAGCGACAGAGGAUUGUUGAUCUCUAGAUCUGCGAGCACAAACUCGA